AUGGCAUCACCUUCGCAAAGAAUUGGCUGGUUUGGCCUCGGAUCUAUGGGGCUGGGCAUGGCCCUGAAUCUCCAAAAGCACCUCCGGAUUAAGGGAUCGCCACCACUUCGUUAUAGCAACCGCAGUUUAUCGAAGGGACAACCCCUGAAGGAUGCAGGCGCCAUUCCAGAAGAUGACUUUGAAAGCGUGGUUCAGAAGUCAGAUAUUAUCUUUACAAUGAUUUCCAACGACGACGUCCUAAAUGAAUUGUUGACCAAGGCCCUCACAGCCGGGGGCCCAUUAGCGGGCAAAAUAUUCGUGGACACAUCAACAGUCCAUCCAGACACCUGUGCAUCAGCUUCGCAACAGCUUGGUGAAAAGGGGGCGGUGUUUAUUGCUUCUCCGGUCUUUGGUGCUAGCCCGGUGGCGGCUGCCGGAAAGCUCAUCUUUUCGGUGGCUGGGUCCUCCGAAGCCGUAGAGACGAUCAAACCUUUGAUUGUUGAUGUUAUGGGGAGAAGCAUCAUAUAUAUGGGUGAGGAUGUGCGAAAGUCAAGUCUGCUCAAGAUUUCAGGAAAUAUUCUUGUUAUCAGCUUCCUAGAAGUGAUUUCCGAAGCGCAAGUGUUCGCUGAAGUGACGGGACUUGGCACUGAACAACUGGAGCAGUUCAUUGGCAGCAUGUUUGGCCCGGUUCUCGACAGUUACUCCAAACGUAUCACUACCGGAGCAUAUGCGCCACCACUAGACACUCCACCCGGCUUUGCAGCAGCUCUCGCGUCCAAAGAUGCCAAGCAUGCUCUCUCUAUCGCUGAGAAGCACGGAACCCGCAUUCCCACGCUUGAGGUCGCCUUGAGCCGUUUGACUGCAGCACGGGAGUAUGCGGGUGAAUCAAUAGAUAGUGCAGCCGUGUAUGGAACGGCCCGAAGAGAGGCGGGGCUACCAUUUUGGAGUGAGAAUAGUAGACAGGGGAAUUAG
Talaromyces proteolyticus is the source of this 951-nucleotide messenger RNA. Its product is annotated as 6-phosphogluconate dehydrogenase family protein. Lineage: Eukaryota; Fungi; Ascomycota; Eurotiomycetes; Eurotiales; Trichocomaceae. The transcript is spliced from 4 exons. Bases 1 to 951 code for a protein of 316 amino acids. Gene Ontology annotation, molecular function: NAD binding; NADP binding; oxidoreductase activity, acting on the CH-OH group of donors, NAD or NADP as acceptor. The record is from RefSeq and is a predicted model, not a curated record.